AUGUCGGAGCACAGCAAGCAUCUUCACACUCAGCUUCUCAAGGCACUCACCAUCCAGGCCUUCUUACCGAUAUUUUUCUUGAUAUCGGUCAUCAGCUAUGCGAUUGGUCAAUUUGAUAUAUGUCAUCAUCCGCUUCUCGAAUAUACCACCUUUCUUGUAGGCAUUUUCAUUCCGCUGUUGAGUCCUAUAACUACAUUCUAUUUCGUCCAUCCUUACCGUGUAUGGAUACGUGACAAAUUGUUAUGCCUACGAAAGCUUUCUGAAUCUCAUUCAAGUGAAUCCCAACUGAAAGUACCAGUUCGUAGCAGUUUGGAGACUAGCGCCGGGAACUUUUGA
This is a messenger RNA of Cooperia oncophora, 336 nucleotides long. The record is from the annotation of a GenBank genome assembly. NCBI's taxonomy places the organism in Eukaryota, Metazoa, Nematoda, Chromadorea, Rhabditida, Trichostrongylidae.